Messenger RNA from Podospora anserina S mat+, 507 nucleotides. RefSeq lists its product as uncharacterized. Bases 1 to 507 code for a protein of 168 amino acids. The record is from RefSeq and is a predicted model, not a curated record. The transcript is spliced from 5 exons. NCBI's taxonomy places the organism in Eukaryota, Fungi, Ascomycota, Sordariomycetes, Sordariales, Podosporaceae.
AUGUCUUCCCCCCAGGAUAAGGCCCAGGUCUACGUUGGCCAGCUCGACAAGGAGCUCUCCAAGUACCCCGUUCUCAUCAACCUCGAGAAGCAAACCGGUGUCCCCAAGGCCUACGCUGUCCUUGGCUCCGUCGCCCUCUACUUCUUCCUCAUCCUCCUCAACCUCGGCGGUCAGCUCCUGACCAACAUCGCCGGCUUUGUCAUCCCCGGCUACUACUCCCUCGGUGCCUUGUUUUCUGCCGACAAGCACGAUGAUACCCAAUGGUUGACCUACUGGGUUGUCUUCUCUUUCUUCACCGUCCUGGAGAGCUUCAUCAGCGUCGUCUACUGGGUUCCUUUCUAUUAUACCUUCAAGUUCAUCUUCCUUCUCUGGCUCUCUCUCCCUUCCUUCAAGGGUGCCGAGAUCAUCUUCCGCUCCUUCCUCGCCCCUACCCUCUCCCGCCACUUCCAGACCUCUGGCUCCACCGCCAGCGGCCUCCGCGCGAAGGCCGAUCUCCACACCGAGUAA